AUGUAUGCCAAGAUGUUUUGGUCCAUAUUCCUCCCGCUUUUAGCAUCAGCAGCCACUCUCGGGUCCCGCGAGGACGUGGCGUCUACGAGAGACGAACAAAUCGGCGACAAAGACAAAACCGCAAUAUGUACUACCGACUAUUCGCACCCCGACUAUAGCCCGGCCUACGAGGAUUGUAAACAAGCCCUCGAGGGCGGCUUGUUUCGAAGGGGCUACUCACAGCAUACCCAGGCUUUCGCAAAGAAUGACUGCACUAUACAGUGGGUCUACGAGACCUGUGGCAUUGCAAUCUGUGGAAAUCAUGUGCAGAUGUGGUCUGAGGAGUUGUAUGCCCAAGCCAAGACAAUUCUCACCUCGUGUCCUCGGGAGUACAACGGCAAAUUCUACGUUUCCGGACAAAUGCACUACAGAGACUCCAAAGCUGGCACGUGGCAGAUCGCUAUGUAUAACCGUGGAUAUCAACCUGACGGCCCUGGUGACAACAUCAAGGAAGAUCUCCGAAAAAGGCGUCUGUCGUCCAUCUCUUCGAUGAGCAACGACAUUGCAAACGAUGACGGAGAUGGAGGGACCUGCCGGUACAGGACGGACCUCCAGAAAAGAUUACCGGAUGGAGUUGUGCCCGGCUACCCUUUGAGAUGGGUCGCUCUAGGAGGCACCUGGUCGGCGAUCAAUGCGGUAGGGAUGGACACCACCACGCUCAUCAAUGGCCUACACGCAAAUUUUGGACAGAACUAUCUUUCUCGGUCAGUGUACACCUUGGGCGCCCGCUGGUGGACAAUGCAGAUAUCGACCGUGGCUGGAGCGCUUCUCAAUCCGAAUGCCGGCCCAAACUCCCUUCACAUCACUCCCGUCACCCCGAUCGCCACGGUCGUCAACUCUCAAACACUCAUCGCCGUCGUCAACACGCUGUUCGCCUACUGGCAGUCCACUGGUCAUGACAACGGACAGGCAUUUCAACUGCACAGAAUUAACGACGAUGGUAGCGUCGGUGAUGCUCUUCUGUGGGCAUAUGGGGCGUCUGGCUGA
This is a messenger RNA of Zasmidium cellare ATCC 36951, 1026 nucleotides long. RefSeq lists its product as uncharacterized. NCBI's taxonomy places the organism in Eukaryota, Fungi, Ascomycota, Dothideomycetes, Mycosphaerellales, Mycosphaerellaceae. The record is from RefSeq and is a predicted model, not a curated record. The transcript has 2 exons. Bases 1 to 1026 code for a protein of 341 amino acids.